This is a messenger RNA of Cyclopterus lumpus (lumpfish), 1998 nucleotides long. RefSeq names its product transmembrane protein 106A (gene tmem106a). Lineage: Eukaryota; Metazoa; Chordata; Actinopteri; Perciformes; Cyclopteridae. The coding region runs from base 352 to 1029 and encodes 225 amino acids. The record is from RefSeq and is a predicted model, not a curated record. The transcript has 8 exons.
AAGCAGCACAUGUGACCUGCAGCCUGUCGGCGGCCUGCAGGAGGAGAAGAAGAAGAGGAAGAAGAAAGAGAAGAAGAAGAAGAAGCAGGAAAUGUUCCUCCCACUUUGUUUGUGUUCAGACUCGAGAGGUUCAAUCCGGAGACAUUUAGCGUUUUAAAGCCUCAGAUUACACAUAAAGUCUCUCGCUGCGGGGGGGUGGGGGGUGGGGUGGGGUGGGGUCGCGUGCGUCUCUGCUGUGAGACGGGACUUUUUCUUUCGAUUUCUAAAAGUGUCAUGGUGACGCCGACGUGAAACGGCAAAAAGAAACUACGAAAGAAAAAAAAGGGACCCGGUCUGACGAAAAAAAGGGGGAUGGAGAAUGUGAAAACGCUGAAGUACUUCCCCCCGUACGGCGCCAUGAGCGGCGGACACUCGUCGGGGGACUCUUGCCCCACGUGUCGAGGCACCGGGAGAAUUCCCAGAGGCCAUGAAGACCAGCUGGUGGCUGUAAUACCGUGUAAUGACGUGAGGCUGAAACCCAGACGCACGAAGCUGCACGUGUGCAUCUCCAUGGCCGUGUGUCUCUUCCUGUGCAGCCUGAUCCUCUUCUUCCUCUUCCCCCGGAGCGUCACCCUCACGCCGGUGUCCGUGCUGUCAGUCAUGGUCUUCUUCAACGGGGACACCGUCGACAUGAAGGUCACCAACCUCGUCAACAUCUCCAACGAGAACUUUGUCCCGGUUCAGAUCGUCGAGUUCACCGUCCAGGGUCUGGUCUCCAAAGUGGUUACCGGAACCACCAAGAUCACCAACAUGACCGCCAUCCAGUCCCGCUCGCAGAAAUCGUACACCGUUCAAAUUGACCUGCCCAUCGUCGAUAAAGGCCUCAACGUUUACUGCAAGUCGAGCACCAUCAAGAUUCACACGUUGUUUCUGGAGCUGCAAAUGACGAUGAACAUUUCGUAUCUGUCUCACACGGAGCAGGUUUCUCUCGACACCUUUGAGUACAUCGACUGUGGCACCAAUUCAACGAUCCCUCAUCCCGUGACAUGACGACACCCAAAAUGAAAAACACCGGCGUGGGAGCGCGUGAAAUAAUUAAUACUCUGGCUUACUAUUGUCUAUGUGAAGAUAUAUAGUGGAGUGAAUGUCUCCCGGAGCUGAGAAAUGAAGCUUCUCUGUGCUUUGUUUACAUUGCCGGCCGGUCGUCUUUGCACUUUAUGUGAGGCUAUAAUUACAUAAAAUAGCGGACACAAAAUGAUUUUUUUUUUUCAUGCAUUUUCUUCCAUCGCCAUGGCAACAAAUCGUAACGAGUCAUACCAGGCGGCCACAUCCGGUUCUGGAAAAGUGAAGCCGAUGCAGAAGUGUCUUAAACCUGCGUAGGGCCUGGUUGUAAAAAGUCCACAUCGUAAACACGAGUUUAUGGUCUCAAAAAGACCGUAAAGCGGUCUAUGCUUUAGGGGGCGGGGCUACAAGGUGAUUGAAAGGUUGCUGCAGCUUCCUGAGCCGUAUAUAAAAAUAAAAAUAAAAAAGUCUUCUGUGUGCAAAAUUGCAAAAUCAUACUAGCCAAUCACAGCACGGAAGACGGCAGAACACACAACAACAAAAAAGAUGGCGUCUUCACACCCGUGGCUCCGCCCUCUUUUGGUAAACUGUGUGCGCCGCUAGCCGCUGACUCCAUGUUGAGAGCUGUGUGGAGUCAACAGGUGUACUCAGAAUUCGACAUUGAGCACCAAAAUCUACCGAUGACGACAUGACCUUUAAUGAUAUGUUAGGAUUAAACAAAACAUCGAUGUUUCCAUCACACUUUGACGUUAAAAUGAAUGUUUUUGCUGCAAAUCUGUAUUACAGGUAUAAUUUCUUACAUUAAUGAAAGGGCACUUUUUAUUCAAAGAUGUGUAAAUCUCUUAAAAAUGUAACUUAAUUUCCAAAUGUGAGGCCGUAUAUAUUGUGUAAAUGGGAUGUUGAUCUCUGAUAAUCUUGUCUUGAGUCAUUUGCACGUCAUUAAAAGGUGGCACUUAA